UUCCCACUGCCCUCUGCUCGAGCCGACAGAGUUCUCGGGAGCUUUUUGCAUAAAAACCUAGCGGCGUCCAGUGAUUCUGUACAGUUCUUUGGAACUUUGCUUACAAUUAAGUAGGACAAUACGCAGCGCAGCGCCACGCACAGAUUCUCCAGACAGGAUCCCAGAUAGUAAGCCAUGUCCAAGCUAAGCGCCCUACUCGUGCUCAGCUGCCUGCUGGCCCUGGCCUUGGCUCUGCCGGAGCCACGCCUACAACAGAGACAACUGCGCCAGCAGCUGCAGCAGAAGCAUCCGUAUCUGUUCUUUACGGUGCCACGCGGACGCGCCAAUGCUGGUGCCGUGGUGCAGGGCUUUGAGGUUGUGGAGGAGCCCGAAGAUCUGGACAAUGAUGACGAUGAUGACGCUGAGUCGGACAUUCCGGUGAGGCGCCUGCAGCACAAUGCUGACGAUGACCUCAAUGAUGAUGAUGACGAUGACGACCUGGCCGACGAUGAUGAUGAUGAUGAUUUUGAUGCGCUGCCGGCAAGGCGUGGCGUCAGCUUCGCGCGCAAUGGCCACCUUGUGCUGCUCAAUGGCGGCGACAAUGUUGACAACGAUGUCGACGACGAGCAGGACGAUGACGAGGACACACACUUGCCCGUGGUGCUGGCCAAGUCGGGCUUGGGCCGCAAGCCGUCCGCCGUCAGCGGCCAACAGCUGCUGAAGAACGCCAAGCCCACGCAGAUGAUGGUGGCCAGAGAUCAGGCUGGCGCCAUCAUGGUGCCCGACGGCAUCAUUGAGAUCGAGGGCCAGAGCGUCGUCGACGAGAAGACGGGCAAGGCAGCGCUGCUGGUGCCGCGCGCCGCCCUCGAUGCCAUACCCGACGGCGCCGUCGUCGCCCUGAUGGAGCGCUCAGCCGGCGAGUCAGAUGUCGGGGAGGAGCGCGCCAAUCGUGUCAUCGUGCGUCGCCGCAAGACCGGCGGACGCCGCAAUGUCCAGCGUCGUCGUCGUGGCGGCCGUCCAGUGCGUCGUCGCAGCGGUGGGCGCCGACGUGGCACCGGCGGCAAUCGUCGUCGCAAUGUCCGUGUCAUCCGCCCCGGCGGCAAUCGCCGACGCGCCGGCGUCCAACGUCGCCGUGGUGGCCAGAUUAUGCUGCAGGGCUAAGCUGGACCAGACCAC
This is a messenger RNA of Drosophila montana, 1155 nucleotides long. RefSeq lists its product as uncharacterized. Bases 175 to 1140 code for a protein of 321 amino acids. The record is from RefSeq and is a predicted model, not a curated record. Lineage: Eukaryota; Metazoa; Arthropoda; Insecta; Diptera; Drosophilidae. The transcript has 2 exons.